AUGUUGUGGCUCCAGAGAUCUCGGAUUGAUUGGCUAAAGGAAGGGGAUCGUAACACCAAGAUGUUCCACAGGAAGGCAGUUUGGCGAGCGAGGAAGAAUAAAAUCCAAGGGCUGGCGGAGGAGGCGGGUGUUAUGCUCACUGAUCAGGCCACCAUGCUACAGAUGGCAAAAUGUUAUUUUCAUAAUUUAUUCACAGCUGACCCAAUGUUGGAGCCACAUGAUGUGUUACAGCUUAUACAGCCCAAGGUGUCCGCGGAGAUGAACAAUAAUCUAUGCAAGGAAUUUACCGAUGAGGAGAUUUCUAAUGCAAUGUUCCAGAUAGGGCCCCUAAAGGCGCCGGGGCCGGAUGGGUUCCCCACGAGAUUCUUCCAGCGGCAUUGGGCGGUGAUGAAGGAUGACAUAAUUAAUGCGGAGAAGGACCCGGAGCAGAGCUUUUGUGCCUAUAAACUGGACCUGUCCAAGGCUUACGAUCGGGCAGAUUGGGUUUUCUUGGAGCGAGUGAUGCAACAGAUGGGUUUCUCUCACCGAUGGGUGGAUUGGAUAAUGAGGUGUGUCACCUCGGAGAUUGCAGCCAACCGCCUCACUCCACUCCGGGUGUGCGCCCAAGCUCCAGGCAUCUCACACCUCCUGUUCGCGGAUGACACCUUAUUGUUCUUUCGUGCUAAUGGACAGGAGGCUGCCCAAGUCAAAGAAGCUCUCAGUACAUAUGCUAGAGCUACGGGCCAGCUCAUAAAUCCUGCCAAGUGCUCUAUAAUGUUCAGCCCCAAAUGUUCACAAGCUAACAAACAGGAGGUCAUGCACAACUUGGACGUGGUGAAUAUGAGCUUUGAGGAAAAAUAUCUUGGCUUUCCAACGCCAAGUGGCCGCUUUUCAAAAGGGAAACUACACAAUCUUCAGCAGCAACUGACGAAGAGAAUUAUAGAGUGGGGGGAAUUGAUGUCCCAAGCAGGACAUGAGGUUCUUAUCAAGGCGGUGGCGCAGGCCCUACCCACCUUCCUAAUGAGUUUGUUUACAUUUCCUGGAAGCACCUGCGAUGAUUUGGGGCGGAUGAUUCGUAGCUACUGGUGGGGCGCGUACAGAGGCAAGAGGAAAACCCACUAG
This is a messenger RNA of Aegilops tauschii subsp. strangulata, 1101 nucleotides long. RefSeq lists its product as uncharacterized. NCBI's taxonomy places the organism in Eukaryota, Viridiplantae, Streptophyta, Magnoliopsida, Poales, Poaceae. The record is from RefSeq and is a predicted model, not a curated record.